UGUGUGUGUGUUUUGUGUUUGGAGGAGGGACUCCAUCAUUUAAAGAAGUUAGAAGUUCCUGGUUUGUCAGUGAAGAAGUCAGAGAGGCAGCAGUAAACCAUCAGAGCCUCAACAUGAAAGUCCGUCACACUUUGAUCUGCUUCUUCUUCCUCUCUCUGCAGGAUGGAAACACUGGUCUCACCAAUGCCCAGAUCCCAUCUGUCCAUACAGGAACUGAAGGAGGAGAUAUCAGAGUUAGAUGCCCCUUUUCUUCACCUGGAGUCAGGAAGUUCUUCUGCAAGAGAGAAUGUAAACCAGAGGACAUCCUCACUGAAACAACUGGUGUCAGAAAUCAGAGAGGCAGAUACCGCAUCUCAAAUGAAAGAGGAGGAUUUUACUUUGUGCGCAUCACACAGCUGAUCAAGUCUGACUCAGGACGGUACAGGUGUGGUCUGGGGAGACCUUCAUCACCAGAUUCCUACCUGGAGUUUAAGAUCAUUGUCACAGAUGCUCACGUAGUUCCCACUUCAAAACCAAAACUGACUCUACCGGUCUUUUCAACAUCAGACCCAUCAGCCUCCACACCAACACAGAUUUCUCAGACUGACCAGCAGCAGACUGGGACAGCAUCACCUCGAGCUUUGACCUCCUCCACCGCUGUGUUGCUGUAUGUAGUUCCUAUAAUAGUCAUCCUCUCAGAGCUGACACUGAUGAUAAUCUGUAUUCAGAGGAACACCAAACCUAAAGGUUUGCAGACCAGAGGAAAUUCAGAUGGCACAAACAUGGAGAUCGCCCUCUAUGAGAACUGUCCUCCAGCUUCUACAUCUGAAUCCACCUACGAGAGCCUCGAUCCAGCCAGCAGGGAUCAGAACCAGACCUACGCUACACUCACACACACACAACACAAAUGAUGCUGUUUGUGUCUCACUGAGCACUGCAACUCUGCCAUAAACUCAGGUAUUCCGGUAGAUUAACGCUUUCUCACCAAGAAGCAGUCCACAUGAUCUUUAGCAGGUUUUAAUAGGAAAAAAGCACUUAGACCUACACGUUAGUGGUUCCAUUACAGUUUGGAUUCAGACCAGAACUUAAAAAAUUAGACCUUCCCCGACUGUCUUGGUUUCACUAUAACAGCCUGUGGACAGAUGUAAAGGGCUCAGGAUUGCUUUUCUGGCUAAAUCCAAAGGAUGAGAUGUUUAUACGCUCCCGGUGCCUUCUUUUCUGCUCCCCUACAGAAACAAAUGUGUGAAACAUUAGUUUAGAAACAGAAUUUGCAAACGUCAGCAACACAAAGUUCAAAGUCAAAACUAACAUUCCUGCAAAGAAGAAAAACAUUAUGGGUUUUGGUGGCUGACAUUAGAGAAUGUUAGCUUGCUUGCUAACGUGGACAAAUUGCUGUCCAAAGAAGCCAAAAGGUCAGCUGAUUGAUCCAGACUCCCAGGGCUGAUCUGGCUGGUGGAUUUACUGGCUUGCUGUUUGCAGGUUACUUUGGUGGCGUGAGUGGGCCAUGCCAGCGUUUUAUGACUAUAUUUAUUAUAUGUAUUAUUUAUUAUAUUACUUAGAUAAUUAUUUACCAUGUAAUAUCAAUAAAAUUAUAAUUUUUGAAAUAUCAUGCUGGGCAGCUAGCUUUUUUUCCAUGACAAUGUGUUUUAGUUUAUAUCUCUCCUGUCAUUUUCUUUUCUUUAAUUAAUGGUAAUGUUUGUAUCUGCUCCUGUGUAUAAUUUGUGUGUAUUAAUAGACAAUGAAAGAAUAAAAGCUGAUGUAGAUUCUCAUCACAAUAAAGAAUGAACAAUGUAAAAAUCA
Micropterus salmoides (largemouth bass) is the source of this 1779-nucleotide messenger RNA. RefSeq names its product high affinity immunoglobulin alpha and immunoglobulin mu Fc receptor-like. Bases 114 to 890 code for a protein of 258 amino acids. The transcript is spliced from 6 exons. The record is from RefSeq and is a predicted model, not a curated record. Lineage: Eukaryota; Metazoa; Chordata; Actinopteri; Centrarchiformes; Centrarchidae.